GCGCGCUAAGACCCUCGCGAGGCAAAGGAGGCGAAGGGAGGGGGAAGGUUCUGGAGGGAGAAGUGUCCGCCGCCAUCUUAGCGUCGCUGCUGCGGCCGCGUCUGAAAAGAGAGCGAAGGACUCGGAACCCGUCCCGGGACAAAACGCCUGCCGGAGUUUAACGGCCGAAGGGAGAGGGAGGUCGUGAUCGAAUUCUCUGCUUGCUGCAAAUCCUUCUCCACUAGCAGCUCCUGCAUCUCGGGGUGGGGGGAGCCCACCUGUUUGGGCCAGCCAUGGAUCCGGCGUUCCCCAAUCCAUCCCAAAACACGAGUCACGAGGACGGAAUGGCCUCGGAUGACUUCGACAUUGUGAUAGAGGCCAUGCUGGAGGCCCCGUACAAGAAAGAGGAGGCCCAGCCUGGACCAUCAAAGUCUCCAACUGACCCCCCUACAGCGCAGCCCCCUCAGGAGGAACAAGGAAAAGAAGUAAAGAAAGACAGCGCCUCCAGCAGCAGUGGGGAAAGCAGCAGCAAAAAGAAGAAGAGCCGGAGCCGGAGCAAGAGCCGUGACCACAGACACAGCCGCAGUCGGGACCGAGACCAGCUUAUCGCAGGCGGGCUGCAGCCGGGAUCGGGCCAGAGAAUGUAAUAAUGGAGCAGAAGCCGCCAUCGGAGCCGCAGCCGAGACCGUAGGCGGGCCAGCCGGUCCCGCAGCAGAGAGCGCCGACGGGACGAGAGAGUGCGCUAUCGUAGCCCUCCACCUCCUGGGAGGCGAUUUGGACACAGCCGGAGUCCCUUGUUCAGAGAGAAGAGCCCCCUCCGGGAGCCUUUGGGCAGCCUGAGCCCGGAAGAACGCGAUGCCCGCACCGUGUUUUGCAUGCAGCUGGCUGCCCGCAUCCGCCCCCGUGACCUUGAGGACUUUUUCUCUGCUGUCGGCAAGGUAAUGGACGCGGGCGGAUCAUCUCUGACCGAACUCGCUGCUCAAGUGGGCAUUGCUUAUGUGGAGUUCUGCGACAUCCAGUCUGUGCCGCUGGCUAUUGGGUUAACAGGGCAGCGUCUCCUAGGCGUGCCCAUCAUUGUCCAGGCAUCCCAGGCGGAGAAGAACCGACUGGCAGCCAUGGCCAACAACCUUCAGAAAGGAAGCGGCGGUCCCAUGCGACUCUACGUUGGCUCCCUUCACUGCAACAUCACCAAAGAGAUGCUGCGUGGGAUCUUUGAGCCCUUUGGCAAGAUUGAUAGCAUCGUGCUGAUGCGUGACCAGGAUACUGGACAGUCCAAGGGCUAUGGCUUUAUCACAUUUGCAGAGGCAGAGUGUGCCCGUCUGGCAGUUCUGGAACAGCUAAACGGUGUUUGAGUUACCGGCUUCAAUCUACGUGGGUGGGACAAGUCAACUUAAAGGCUGGAUCGGACCACACGACAAUCACCUUUCCUGAUCGGGCGUGGACGAAGCCUGACCGAAAUGCCGCUCCUUAAUCUCGGGUGCAUUACCAGUUCCCAGUUGCAGCUGAUGGCCAAACUGGCAGAAGCAGGCUCCGCGAUCCCCCUGUCCACUACGGCUGCGGCCCAGGCUGCCCUGCAGCUCAACGGAGCGAUACCCCUGGGAGCACUCAACCCAGCUGCCCUGACAGCUCUGAGUCCAGCGCUGAAUCUGGCUUCACAGACGUUGGCCUCACAAUGCUUCCAGCUUUCGGGCCUCUUCACCCCCCAGACAAUGUAACGCAACCUGGUUUCCCCUCGCCCUCCCUUUUUCUCCCACGGAGCUCGGAGGGAAAUGACCAUCUCCACCCCAUCACCCCUUACCACCCGCGUUGGAUACAAGGCAGGGGAAACGGACUCUGAAGGAAAACCUGGGGGGCCCCCUUCUCAAGUGAACUGAUUUUAUUCCAACUUCCUGCCCACCAGGUGCUGGGGGGGGUGUUGGCAUUUCCUCUCCCCAGCUCUGGAACCAUAAUUGGAAGGGGGCGUUCCCCCCCACCCCCCAGCCUGGACCCCUUCAGAGGGACCCCGGGGGGGAUCCAUCCUGACCCCCAAACAAGGAUUUUGCAGCAUCUCUUCUUUACUUUAUGCCUCCUGGCGGAGCCCGGUAGGGCCGUGGUGUUGGGAUCUAAUUUGCCAUUUCUCUUCUUCCCCCCCGCCCCCUUCCUCUCUUCACUUUCUGAUGGUGUGUGGUGGGUAUCUGCCCAGAUGCCUUUUAGAAAUGUCUCAUUUGCAAGGUGGGAGGGGGGUGUAAAUAAGAGGGGAAGGAACGGGGAGGAGCGAGAACCAGCGAUUGGUUGGAAAGGGGGGGUCCAGAGGGGAUACCCUUCCCUUUGCAGGCCGUGUUUUGUUAUCCCCUGUAAAUCUGUACUGGGCACAUACAGUGUGGGGAUGAUCUCAUUCCUCUCUUUCCUGGCCCCGUCCUCUUUUUCUUGGGUCUGUACCCUCUUCUUGGUGUUCCUGUUACUUCCUGCUGCACCCUCCCCUCCUAAGUCUCUCAGACCACCUUUUCCCUCCCCUCCCCCCAACCUUUAAAGGUGUAUUUUGGUUUUCUUUCUUUUUAUCUGUCUCGACUUAUUUUAUUUUUUUUGCUUAUAAAUGAAUAAUAAAAGUCACCAAAAGUAGUCACA
Sphaerodactylus townsendi is the source of this 2583-nucleotide messenger RNA. RefSeq names its product RNA binding motif protein 23 (gene RBM23). The record is from RefSeq and is a predicted model, not a curated record. Gene Ontology annotation, molecular function: RNA binding. Gene Ontology annotation, cellular component: nucleus. Gene Ontology annotation, biological process: mRNA processing. Lineage: Eukaryota; Metazoa; Chordata; Lepidosauria; Squamata; Sphaerodactylidae.